Molecule: messenger RNA, 4063 nt
Organism: Drosophila montana
Lineage: Eukaryota; Metazoa; Arthropoda; Insecta; Diptera; Drosophilidae
Gene: Ehbp1
Product: Eps15 homology domain containing protein-binding protein 1
Exons: 15
Coding region: 421-3459 (1012 amino acids)
Biological process (GO): actin cytoskeleton organization
Cellular component (GO): filamentous actin; microtubule organizing center
Molecular function (GO): protein binding
Source: RefSeq, a predicted model, not a curated record
GUUCUGUUUGGGUCUCAAGAAUUGCAAGUUAUUAUAAAUAAAGUUAAAAAUGUUUAAUACGAAAUUACUAGUGUCGUGUUUAAAAUAAGUGCGUCAAGGUGUUGCUUGACAUCGAUGAACAGAAAUGAACGCAUAACAAAAUUUGGCUCCAAACGAGCGUGAUGUCAUUGUGGUGCUAUAUAUUGAAGCAUUCAUAUACAUAUGUAUGUACACACAAUACUCGCGUACAUGAGUUCUGACUUAUAAUAAGAGUCAGGGAAAUCGUCAGUUAUAGCCCAAAAUUGCAUCUAUAAAUCGCAAGACAAAUAUUUCUGUUAGGUGUGUAUUUAACGUGAUCAUAACAUACGAAAAAUAGACCAUCUAUCGAAUGUGGAUUGAGUGUGUGCCUUAGUUUAGAAACUAAACUGAUUUUGGGUCGCAAUGGGCAGCGUCUGGAAACGUUUGCAGCGAGUUAACAAACGUGCGGCGAAAUUUCAGUUCACUGCCUCCUAUCAUGAUCUUCGACUGGAGACCACCGCUAAGUGGCGCCCUUCAAAUCUUUCGGUGGUUUGGACGAGACGUUCGAGGCGUGUUGCUAGCUUGCCGCUGCCAUGGGAGCCAGAUAUGAUGAACCCACUGGUGGGAAACAUAUCGUGGCCAGUACCAGACAAUCACGCUAUUUCGGUAACAUUAUUCAAGGAUCCACGCACUCAUGAACUUGAAGACAAAGACUGGACAUUUGUAGUCGAAGAUAUUUCACUACUGGGUAAAAAGCGCGUAUUGGCAAACGCAAGCAUCAAUAUGCGUAAAUAUGCUAGUGUUGAGUCAACACAGCAGAGCUUUACAUUGAGCCUUAAGCCAGUUUCUCGGAAAAUAACAGCCGCUGAUUUGGAAUUGACAAUAAGUUGUGUUUUUUUGCGCGAGGGUAAAGCAACUGAUGAAGAUAUGCAAAGCGUUGUCUCAUUUAUGUCUGUCAAUAACAACUGUGAUGUAGCGCCUCUUGACGACUUAGAGGAUAUACCAGACUUGGAAAAUUCCGGGGACAUCUCGGAUAAUUUAUAUGAUUUCACGCAACAGUUGGAGCAAAUGACAACAAGUUUAAAUGGUUGUACUGAUGUACCAACGCCUUUGAGCGUUCCCUCAUUGUCGGAAGAUCCAACCCCAUUGGCCGAGUCAUUUAACCCCAUACACUUUGAACUAGAAGCGGAUCAUGAAAAUGUACAGCCUUGGUCGAUCGUUAAAGCGGAUGAACCAUUAAAUACUCCUAGUGCACAUAAUUCAAAACUGGUUACUCUCAGGACGCCUAUUAAAGACGCUGAUCUGAUUAAGGAAGAAGAUAAUCAAAUUGCUAUUCAAUCGUUGAAAUCUAAUCAAAACGAAAGGUUCCAGCAAGCUCUCACAUCUACGCCUAUAGAAGCACAAAAAGCUACAGUGAAAAGUAAAAAUAGCUCAAGCAAAGCUCUCAUCUUUGACAAACAUGAUUGUAGCGCUGUCGACAUAGUAAAAUCACAGAAUAUAAAUUCACAUGACGAUGAAUCAACUGAAGUCUUAUCUUUGUCUACCACUGCUGAGGAAACUGGAGCCACACAAUCUAUCAAGGAACAAAAGAAGCCGAUAGAGGACCUGGCUGUAGUACCCAUUGCCAAGCGGCCUGAACUUCAGCCCCUGAAUUUAAAGAUAAAUUAUGAGUCUACACCUACCAUAAAUAAAUUUUCAACAGUAAAGAAUGCUGCUUUAAAGCCUGUGGAGAAGAUCGUGCUGAAGGAUAACACCCCUGGACAAGAUUUGUUAGAGUGGUGCAAAGAGGUAACCAAAGAUUAUCCAAAUGUUAAAGUGACAAAUUUGACUACCAGCUGGCGCAACGGCAUGGCGUUUUGCGCAAUAAUUCACCAUUUUAUGCCACGUUUGAUAGACAUGUCGAAGUUAAGUGCACAUGACGUUGUUGGUAACUGCCGUAUAGCUUUUGAUGCGGCAGAAACAUUGGGCAUACCUCGUGUCAUUGAGCCACGAGACAUGAAUUUGCUCACAGUACCAGACAAAUUAGCAGUCAUGACGUACCUGCACCAAUUACGGGCACACUUCACAGGAAAGCAGUUGCAAAUUGAGCAAAUUGGCCCGACAUCGGACGAGUCCAGCUACGUUAUCGGCAACUACAAGUCUGACAAUCUGUCGCAAAAUCUAAUAAACUUCUCGCACCUGAAGACACAGCUUUUACAUCAGAAUUCGUUUGACGAAGAAAACAUCUGUCAGCAACAACAGCUGUCACCCACGAGUAAAAAAGACGUCAAAAAUCUUAUAUUGACAAGUUCAAAGAAUAUUUUGGGUAAAGUUCUUUCCCCAACUAAAGACAAAAAUUCAGUCAAUGCAAUGCAGAACGCAAAUCAGACAACUAAAUCCUUACUGGGUCGACAUACUCCUCCUCCUCCUAUCGAUGGCAACGGCGAUACAUUUGAGGAAAUGCAAAAGCUUAACAAGGAAUCAACGUCGCCUAUGUCGUUAGAUGCGAAUGCGACAAAUCGAAUUUUAACGCGCCACAAAGAAAUGAGCGAAAAAGCUAAGCUGAUGAUGGAAAAAUUAAAAAUUUCUAAUUGUGAUGAACGCCCUGAAGCGAACGAUGAGGAUCGACAGCAGCGGUUAAGGGAGCAAGCACGCCGACUUAUAUUAGAAACACGGAAUAAGAUAGCAGGGCCUGUAAAUAGCGGUGUUGACAGUCCAACAACCCCAACUAAGCUCAAGCGAUUCAACUACACUCCUGAACGUACCAUUUCACCUAUACACAACGGCAGUAGCAACGGAGAGUCUUACGUUGACGUUCCCUCAAAUAAAAUAGCUUUUAUACGGGAUAAACCUGAUCACUACGUUAACCACACGAGUCCUAGUCAUAGAUUAAGCGACGGUAACAUCACUCCUUUGCAAUCCUUUAACGCAGUCGUGGAAAGGAUCUCACCAAAGCAUGAAAAAAAAUUUCGUUUUCAGAAUGAUAGGCUUACAUAUAUUGAGUCUGAACUGGAAGCAUUGGAACGUGAACAAGAGGCAAUCGACCAAAAGGCUAGCAGUCUGGAGGCCAAACUACGUGCAGUUAUGGGCGGUAAUCCAAGUAAUAAUAAAACUGAAACUGAAGAAACCGAAGAACAAUUGCUAUCACAGUGGUUUACACUUGUAAACAAGAAAAAUGCACUCCUUAGGCGGCAGAUGCAGCUUAACAUUCUUGAACAAGAAAAGGAUCUCGAGCGUAAAUUCACAAUGCUUAAUCAGGAGCUGCGCGCUGCUCAAUCUGUUGAGGAUUGGCGGAAAACGGAGGUGCAACGUGAAAAGGAGCGCCUGUUGUUAGAAGAGCUUGUGACUAUUGUUGAUAAGAGAGAUCAGCUGGUGCAACAUUUACACAAUCAAGAAAUAGCUAUUGAGGACGACCAUGAAAUAGCGCGUGAGCUUGAACAAGUAGACAUUAGCGGUAACAAAGAAAAGUGUAUUCUACAAUAAAAAAAAAAAAACACCUGACGUAAUUCAACUUGACUGGAGAUUAAACCUACACUGAUAUCUAUAAUAUUGUGGAUAUACAAAAUCAUGAUUUAACUAUGUUGCAGACUGGAAACAUAUGGGUUAAAAAUGUAAAAAAAAUAAUUGACAUCAAAACGUCCGAUAGCGAAUUAAGCAGCUUUAAAAUUUGAAUAAAUUCUUAACCAUUUUACUUAAAAGAAUGUUGUCAUGUACAUUUUAAAAUUACAUUUCAUUUACCUAACUAUAUAUGAUAAUUGCUUUAGUGCCAUUUAUUUGUUCCACUUGGUAAAAAUUUUCAAUUUCAAAACAAACCCAACUGUGAGUUUAACUCGUUGCACAUUAAUUUUAUUUUAGCUUAAAUACUACGUAUUAGAAAGCUUCACCCCUAAGAAUAUGUAUAAACUAUUUGUUAAGAAACUGGUUUUAUUUAGUUUUUACCUUUAUCUUAUUUAACUAUUUACUGGUGGUUUAUUUAUAUAUGUUACAAUAGUUGUAAUUGGCGUAAUGUAAAGCCUUUACUUCAACCAAAUGGUCCUUUAAAGAAUACAGUUUUUAUGUUUUCAAAUAAAUAUACGUUUAUUCAAAA